This is a messenger RNA of Neolamprologus brichardi, 560 nucleotides long. NCBI's taxonomy places the organism in Eukaryota, Metazoa, Chordata, Actinopteri, Cichliformes, Cichlidae. The record is from RefSeq and is a predicted model, not a curated record.
CAGCACGGCCGCCCACUCACAGACAGGCUGGGUGAAUCUUAAUUGUGUAACGUUCAUUGACGAGUCAGCACAAUGCUUGUGAGACCGCGGAGGCGCACCGAGCCCAGCAGAGCGAUGUAAUGCUCCCAUCGAGGAGGACACAGAUGGACAGCCUAGUUCAACCGCUCGUCGCCCAGUACCUCGCAAUGGGAUGUCAGUCAAAAGAAAACCAAAACGAAAGUAUAACAUCAGAGGAAAAGGGCAGAGACGAAGCGAGAGUGACUCAAGGAUGCACCUCCAGGUCUAGAGUUUCUCCUCCAGGUCGGCCUCACAGGUUCCACAAACCUAGCCCGGCCCAUACCCCGCCGAGUAAAUCAGUAAUGCCUCUGGGACACCUUACCAAGGGCGCAACCUGGGAGGAGCUCAUCCAAGCCUGCCUGCAGUCUUUUGACGCAAACGGAUGUGUAAACGGGAACGGCCACUUGCUGAACAUCACCCUGACCAUGCACCGUCACCUCAUCUCCUCCGAUGAUCUGCUGGACAAACUCGUCUCUUUAUAUCCUUUGCGGAGUGCAUCAUAA